UGCCAUCUUGCACCUCGCUCGUUUGAGAAGCCGGCCGCCCUAAAAAAUUUGGAGUUUCACGCGUUCGCGCGGCCUUAGCAACUUCGUGAGUGAUUUUUGUAUACUCGCAACGAAUCCAGGAAUCCAUCGUGUUGAAUCCGAUCAAUAUUCAAGCUCGGAAUGGUUUAGGUUCGUUACUGUUCUCACAUGUACGUAGCUGGAUAAGCAAGGAAGUUAAAGUCGCUAAUAGCUCUAGGUUUGGAAUAGACAGUCGAGAUAGUAUAUCAUUCAACAAGACACUUAUCAAUAAUAAUACUUCUUUGAGAAUGGCUUUACCGAGUAGAGCACGUGUCUAUGCUGAUGUAAAUUCACAUAAACCAAGAGAAUAUUGGGAUUAUGAAUCUUAUGUUGUCGAUUGGGGGCAACAAGAUGAUUAUCAGUUAGUGAGAAAAUUAGGCAGGGGUAAAUAUAGCGAAGUAUUUGAGGCUAUAAAUGUUACAAACAAUGAAAAUUGUGUUGUAAAAAUAUUGAAGCCUGUUAAAAAGAAGAAAAUAAAAAGAGAAAUAAAAAUUUUAGAAAAUCUUAAAGGUGGGACCAACAUAAUUACACUCCAAGCAGUUGUUAAAGAUCCAGUUUCAAGGACACCGGCAUUGAUUUUCGAACAUGUCAACAACACAGAUUUCAAGCAAUUAUAUCAGACGUUAACUGACUACGACAUAAGAUACUACCUCUAUGAAUUAUUAAAAGCGCUAGACUAUUGUCACAGUAUGGGAAUUAUGCACAGAGAUGUGAAACCGCACAAUGUUAUGAUAGACCAUGAAAAUCGAAAAUUACGAUUAAUUGACUGGGGACUAGCAGAGUUUUAUCAUCCUGGUCAAGAAUAUAAUGUACGAGUAGCUUCCCGCUAUUUUAAAGGCCCGGAAUUACUUGUAGAUUAUCAAAUGUAUGAUUAUUCGUUAGAUAUGUGGUCAUUGGGUUGCAUGCUCGCUAGCAUGAUAUUCAGGAAAGAACCGUUUUUUCAUGGACACGAUAAUUAUGAUCAACUAGUUCGAAUUGCAAAAGUUCUUGGAACUGAAGAACUAUUCGAAUAUCUUGACAAGUAUCAUAUUGAAUUAGAUCCUCGUUUUAACGAUAUAUUAGGCAGACAUUCGCGUAAACGUUGGGAACGUUUUGUACAUUCAGAGAAUCAACAUUUAGUGUCCCCAGAUAGUUUGGAUUUUCUUGACAAACUCUUACGCUAUGAUCAUUAUGAAAGAUUAACUGCACGUGAAGCAAUGGAACAUCCUUAUUUUUAUCCUAUAGUAAAAGAACAGGGUCGUUUGACAAUGGUGUCAUCAUCACCUACUCCCAUGGCAGGCUCAGUGCCUGUAGGUGAGUAGCGGCCCAGAUCAUCGUGGUGUAACAAUGAGCAGCGUAUCGGUUCAUGGAACAAACGGAUUGGAAAGCGUAGAAGAAAUUGGAAGUGGGUGUUUGACCCUCUCAGAAGAACUGCCUCAACUCUUAUGAAUUCAGCAAUUGUCAACUGAAUCCCAAUCUACUACAGAAUAUAACAAUACAACAGCAAAUAUUUCAUAUUGCCAAGUAUAUUCUUCUCUGCACGAAAAUCAUUCUGGUUUGUAAUAACGGUUUCAUUAAUCCUAUCAUUUAAAACUGAAGCAUUUUAUUUUAUUUUCUUUAAAAACAUAGAACUAUUCAAAAUUUGCGAUGUACUUAGAGAAUUGUGAGGGAGAUUAGGAUUCUGGCAUAAAAUUUGUCGCAUAAACAUGCUGUGUCCAUAUUGGCCGAUGUACAUGCGAUAUCGAAGGUAGCAUUACUUCUGUUUUACAAUUUGCGAUGCGCUUUCCUAUUUUUUCCGAUGUUACUGUUAUUAUGUUUUUGGCAAAUCUAUAGAUACAUAAAGAUGCAGCUAGAUCCAUUUUUAUUUGAAAGAUGAUUACUCGUGUUUACAUAAUACGCGCAGUGACAAAGAAUUUAAACCACUCUUAUUUACAUUCACAUACAUGUACACUCAUACGCAACGACGGAACACACACACACACACACACACACACACACACACACACACACAUACAAUCACACUUGUAUACAUACUUUAAACCAUUCGAUUUAAUACUUUUAACAAUAAUAAAAAUGUUCGUUUAUAUCUGAUGCAACAAUAGUUGAAUAAAAUGUUUGUUAUAGCCAAGUACACUCUUUGCGCUCUGUAAAUACCUGCUCUGUGCAUCCAAUAAUAUCGCCGCUAUUUUCCAAUAAAAAUACAAAAU
Molecule: messenger RNA, 2243 nt
Organism: Trachymyrmex cornetzi
Lineage: Eukaryota; Metazoa; Arthropoda; Insecta; Hymenoptera; Formicidae
Gene: CkIIalpha
Product: casein kinase II subunit alpha
Exons: 8
Coding region: 306-1358 (350 amino acids)
Biological process (GO): peptidyl-serine phosphorylation; peptidyl-threonine phosphorylation; regulation of cell cycle
Cellular component (GO): nucleus; cytosol; protein kinase CK2 complex
Molecular function (GO): protein serine/threonine kinase activity; ATP binding
Source: RefSeq, a predicted model, not a curated record